This is a messenger RNA of Gekko japonicus, 585 nucleotides long. RefSeq names its product nucleoplasmin ATPase-like. Gene Ontology annotation, molecular function: chromatin binding; RNA binding; histone binding. Gene Ontology annotation, cellular component: nucleoplasm; cytoplasm; nucleolus. The record is from RefSeq and is a predicted model, not a curated record. The coding region runs from base 1 to 585 and encodes 194 amino acids. Gene Ontology annotation, biological process: chromatin remodeling; positive regulation of DNA replication. NCBI's taxonomy places the organism in Eukaryota, Metazoa, Chordata, Lepidosauria, Squamata, Gekkonidae. The transcript has 6 exons.
AUGGCUUUGGAAAGCAGCAACAAUGACAGCUGUAGAUCAGAGAAACCCAUUUCGCUGGUGUGGGGGUGUGAGCUAACCAGGGAGACGCCAACCUAUACAUUUGAAGUCCCAGAGGAGUGGUCCUAUGAGCAGCAGUUGGCCUUGAGGACGAUCUGCCUAGGGGAGAAAGCCAAAGAUGAAUUUAAUGUUGUGGAGGUUGUACCCCAAAAGGACAGCAAGGAAUCUGCUCCAGUAUGCAUAGCAAACUUGAAACUUUCAGUUCUCCCAAUGAUUGCCACACCAGGACUUGAUCUAACUCCACCUGUCACAUUCAGACUAAAGUCGGGGAGCGGGCCAGUCUAUCUUGCUGGACAGCACAUGACAGCUGUCAGUGCAUGGAAUGAGAGUGAGGAGGAGGAGGAAGAAGAGUCCUUGGAAGAUGAAGAUAUGGAGGAAAGUUCCAAGGAAGAGUCUCCAGUGAAGCCCAUCAAGGCUCCAGCCUCCAAGCGUUCUUCUGCAUCCAAGAAGGAGACAGAACUAGCUGCUCAGGAGCAAUCUCAGCCAAAAGCAGCCGGCAGAGGGAGGAAGCCAGCAGCUAAGAAAUAG